GCGGCGUCGAGCGCGAACGAGCGCCGUGAGGGACAGACGAUGUUCUCCAAACUGACCUUCGGCGAGCACGCCACCGAGAACGCUCGAAAAUUCAUGAGAGAUGGGGCCCACCCCAGUGUGCAUGACAUAGCUUUUGUCGACGCCGCGACCGUCGUGACCGCUGGCAUGGACGGUAAAUGCCGGGUCUGGGACGCGCGCACCGGACGGGAGUGGGAAUUUACCCAUGUAGCGGGAAUGUGGGACGCCGAUGGGACGCCGAUCAUGUCGGUGACCGUCGCGCCCAGGCGCGGGAUCGUCGCCCACUGCGGGUUCGACGGCUGCUUGCGCGGCUUUGAUUUCCGAAGGUCGGGUCACGUCGCUGUCGCCGACGAUGUUGCAGGAGCCGAAGUCUGCUGCGCGUUCUCGCCGGACGAACGAUUGGUCGCGUGCGGGCUCUACGAGGGUUUGAUUCGCGUGCGCGUGGUGAGGAAGCUCCUUGACGCUCCUGGAGCCGAGGAAAAUCUCUUCGAAGGCGAGGAGGUGUAUAGUACCGACGAGGACUCCGAGUCCGACGAGGACUACUGGAGCGACCGACCGAUGUACUGCGAGCUCACUACUCACGCGGGGAGCGAGCGGUACGAAGGUUCGAAGACGGGUGCCUGCCUGAGUGGGCGCGCCCUCGCGUGGAUCGACUCCGCGACGCUUGUCACGGCCGGACGCGACGUGACGGCCGUGUGGGAUCUAGACACGUUCAAGGUCGUUGAAUUACGCGAAGUCAACUCGAACUUUGUUCAGCCCGAGAUCGCGGUCAGCCCGGCGGCCAGCCCGGAUGCGCCAAUCAUCGCCUUCUGUUCCGACCGCGGGGCCUGGCUGUACCGCCUCGUGCGAGACGACGAGGGCCUACUCGCGUGCAGCGGCGGCACGACGGAGGCGUGCAAGACGGUACUACACGAAGUGAAUAUUUGCCUGUCGCCGACGUUCACCCCGGACGGCCUCAACGUCGCUCUCAUCGAAACGAGCAGGUUUCAGGGUCACACGACCUCGUCAGGCGCCGCGGUCACGCUCUAUUCUGUUCGGUCGGGCACUCUGGAGCAUGUCAUCGACGCUCACUCAAUCAUCGCUCCUGGCUCGUCCCACUGGCUCUCCUGCCUUGCCAUCUCGCUGGACGGCCGGCGGAUCGCCGUAGCGGACCGCGACGGAUUUGCUUAUUCAUGGGACAUGGACACGCCGAAAUCCGUCCUCGUUAAGAUAUUGCUGUUGCGGACGAGGCCUUCGUCUUCGCCUGCCGACGGCUUCGCACGGGCCGCGGGCCGCGCGCUUCGAGUGGAGCCGCGUGUCACCAUCGCGGACGAGGCCUUCGCCUGGGCCGACUCGGGCCGCGCGAACUGUAUCCUCUUCCGCCUCGUCGAUUCCGGUCACGUCGACAUCGCGUCGUACGCACUGAAGUUUCUCACUUAG
This is a messenger RNA of Pelagomonas calceolata, 1437 nucleotides long. Lineage: Eukaryota; Pelagophyceae; Pelagomonadales; Pelagomonadaceae. The record is from the annotation of a GenBank genome assembly.